GCCACCUCAGGAGAUAUGCCAGUUCCAGUUACAACGCAGGGAUCACUGCAAACACAGCCGCCACAGAAGCACUGUGGCAUUACCUCUCCCAUCAGCUUAGCAGCCCCCAAGGAGACUGACUCCCUACUUACACAGAAACUGUUUGAGACUCUGAAGCCCUCUAGCGUUUUUGAAGAGGAAGAGGAGCUUUCUUUUUGAAGGAAGAGGACUUUAAUUUUGGGAAAAUUAAAUAACCUGGUAAAAGAGUGGAUAUGAGAAAUCAGUGAAAGCAAGACUCUUCCACGAUCUGUAGUUGAAAAGGUUGGUGGAAAAAUUUUUACAUUUGGAUCUUAUAGAUUAGGAGUACAUACAGAAGGUGCCGAUAUUGUUGCAUUGUGUGUUGCACCAAGACAUGUUGAUCGAAGUGACUUUUUCACCUCAUUCUAUAAGUUGAAAUUACAGGAAGAAGUACAAGAUUUAAGAGCUGUUGAAGAGGCACUUGUACCAGUUAUCAAACUGUGUUUUGAUGGGAUAGAGAUUGAUAUUUUGUUUGCAAGAUUAUCACUGCAGACUAUUCCAGAAGACUUGGACUUAAGAGAUGACAGUCUGCUUAAAAAUUUAGAUCUAAGAUGCAUAGGGAGUCUUAACGGUUGCAGGGUAACCGAUGAAAUUUUGCAUCUAGUACCAAACAUUGACAACUUCAGGUUAACCCUGAGAGCUAUCAAACUGUGGGCCAAAUGCCACAACAUCUAUUCCAAUAUAUUAGGUUUCCUCAGUGGUGUUUCCUGGGCUAUGCUAGUAGCAAGAACUUGCCAGCUUUAUCCAAAUGCAAUAGCAUCAACUCUUGUACAUAAACUUUUCUUGAUAUUUUCUAAAUGGGAAUGGCCAAAUCCAGUCCUAUUGAAACAGCCUGAAGAAUGCAGUCUUAAUUUGCCUGUAUGGGACCCAAGGGUAAAUCCCAGUGAUAGGUACCAUCUUCUGCCUAUAAUUACACCACCAUACCCACAACAGAACUCCACGUACAAUGUAUGCGUUUCAACACGGAUGGUCAUGGUUGAGGAAUUUAAACAAGAUCUUGCUAUCACAGAUUAAAUAUUGCUUAGUAAG
This is a messenger RNA of Orcinus orca (killer whale), 1086 nucleotides long. Its product is annotated as poly(A) polymerase alpha-like. The record is from RefSeq and is a predicted model, not a curated record. NCBI's taxonomy places the organism in Eukaryota, Metazoa, Chordata, Mammalia, Artiodactyla, Delphinidae. Gene Ontology annotation, molecular function: poly(A) RNA polymerase activity. Gene Ontology annotation, cellular component: nucleus.